GUGGCAGUUAGGGGACCUGGCCUGCUGAAUGGGGCCUUCUCUUGGAUCAAGAGUCUCUUAUUAGAUCAAGGUCUCUUAUUAGACUUCCUCAUUCUUUCUCAGACCCCAGGCUGUAUAGUGGCAGCUGAUGAAAAUAUCUGAAAGAUGAGAAGAGACAACCGAGGCUGGUGAGGGAAGAGGGAGACAGGUGGAGAAGUGGUGCUCAAGAUGGAUGCAGAAGACUCUGGGAGUGAGUUCCCUAGGUCAGAAGGAGAAAGAGACCAACAUCAGAGACCUGGAAAGGGAACGAAGAGUGGGGAGGCAGAAUGGGGCAGAGGUGAGCUGGGAAAAGAUGGGCGACCGCUGUCCUCCACCGUCUCCCUCACCAGUAACAGGUCCUUGAGCCAGCGCCGGAACUCUCCGCUUCCCUUUCAAUGGAGAGUCGCACACAGUUUCCACUGGAUGGCCCAGGUGUUGGCUUCUGAGCUCAGCCUGGUUGCCUUUAUCCUACUGUUGGUCAUGGCCUUCUCCAAGAAAUGGCUGUACCUCUCUAGGAGCCGCUUCUACCAGCGCUGGCCCGUAGAUGUCAGCAACAGAAUCUACACAUCAGCCCACAUCAUGUCCAUGGGCCUCCUGUACUUCUGCAAAUCCAGGAGCUGUUCUGACUUAGAGAAUGGGAAAGUGACCUUCAUCUUCUCCACCCUCAUGCUGUUUCCCAUUAACAUCUGGAUCUUUGAGGUGGAGAGGAAUGUAUCCAUCCCCAUCGGAUGGAGCUAUUUCAUUGGUUGGCUGGUGCUUAUCCUAUAUGUCAGCUGCGCGAUCCUUUGCUACUUCAACCAUAGAAGUUUCUGGAGUCCGAUUCUGAGCCACCCCAGUGGCACCGUGUCCUGCAGCAGCAGUUUCGGCUCAGUAGAAGAAUCUCCAAGGGCACAGAUGAUCACAGACACCGCCAUCACUCAGGAGGGAGUCCUGGCUCCUGAGCGGAAGGAUACACACCUGUAACCUUUUCUGAACUCCUGGCACCAAGUUCUGUCCAUUCCUCUGACCCCGUCUCCUCCUCCUCCCCCCAGCCCUAAAGGUUGGUCCUCAUCAUUGCAAGGAAUGAGAAAGGGAGGAUGCUGGACCAGCUUUGCACUCCUCUGCUUUCUCCCUGACUUGACUGAGCUUGAGUGAUGUGGAAUAAAUUGUCCGUCUCUGCUUUCUCA
Messenger RNA from Rhinopithecus roxellana (golden snub-nosed monkey), 1184 nucleotides. RefSeq names its product outer dense fiber of sperm tails 4 (gene ODF4). The record is from RefSeq and is a predicted model, not a curated record. Bases 208 to 981 code for a protein of 257 amino acids. Lineage: Eukaryota; Metazoa; Chordata; Mammalia; Primates; Cercopithecidae. The transcript has 3 exons.